UUUCUGUUUUCCGGUCUGUGUUCCCUUCCACUUCCUAUAAUUGAAAAAGGCGGCCCGAAUUACAAAGGCAAUUGACCAUCUGCCUUUCAAAGUAGGGAGAAAAAAGUAGUCUUAAAAGGAGUAAACGGCCGGACCCGCAGUGCCACAUACUAACCCUUCUUGAGUCUGUUUUUCUCUCAAAAUCUAGCAGAACGGUAUGAUGGGGAGAGACAGCUCAAAUGGAGGACUCAUCACAGCCUCCCUCCUUCAUGGAGAAGUUAGGGAUGAAGAUGGUCCAAUAUCCAUCAAUGAUCUUGAAGGUGGUGAUGCACCACCGGCUGGUGGUGGUAGCUCUUCCUCUUUCACCAUUGCUGUUGUUUUCAGCACCUUGAUUGCUGUUUGUGGCUCAUUUAUUUUUGGUACUGCUGUGGGAUAUUCAUCACCGGCUGAGUCUGGAAUCGUGGAUGAUCUAGGCCUUUCUACGGCAGAGUACUCCAUUUUUGGUUCAAUAUUGACAAUUGGAGGAAUGAUAGGAGCGGUGAUGAGUGGGAAGAUAGCUGACCUCAUUGGUCGAAGAGGUGCAAUGUGGGUUUCAGAAUUCUUCUGCACAAUUGGGUGGAUUGCAAUAGCAUUCUCAGAGGGUGCUUGGUUGCUCGACAUAGGAAGGCUGUUAAUUGGAUGUGGAAUAGGGGCCCUUUCUUAUGUGGUAAUUGCUGUACCUGUCUAUAUCGCAGAAAUAACACCUAAGAAUCUUAGAGGACGAUUUAGUGGACUUAAUAUGUUGUUCAUAAGCUGUGGCACUUCAGUAAUGUAUUUCACUGGUGGUGUUGUCACCUGGCGCAUCUUGGCUCUAAUUGGAACUAUUCCAUGUUUACUACCGCUUUUUGGUCUAUUCUUUGUUCCGGAGUCUCCUAGGUGGUUGGCAAAGGUUGGUCGAGAAAAAGAGUUUGAAGAUUCACUACAACACCUAAGGGGAAAAGACACUGAUAUUUCUUUUGAAGCUUCUGACAUCAAAGAUUACACAAGAUAUCUUGAAGGGCUCUCAGAAACCAGAAUUAUAGACAUUUUCCAGAGGAAAUAUGCUUAUUGUCUCACUGUCGGAGUUGGAUUAAUGAUAGUGCAAGAAUUUGGAGGACUGAAUGGUUUUGCAUUUUAUACGAGUUCCAUUCUUGAUUCGGCUGGUUUUUUGAGCAAGGUUGGAACUAUGGCAUAUGGUCUUGUACAGAUUCCAGCGACCAUUUUAGGUGUGUUUUUAUUCGAUAAAAUAGGGCGAAGACCUGUUCUGCUGGUUUCUGCAGCUGGAACAUGCUUGGGCUGCUUCCUUACAGGAUUGGCAUUCCUCUUGCAGGACCUUCACUACUGGAAGGAGGGAACUCCCAUUUUGGCACUUGUUGGCGUAUUGGUAUUUAGCUCAUCUUUUGUAUUUGGCAUGGGAGGGAUACCAUGGAUUAUAAUGUCAGAGAUAUUUCCCAUAAACAUUAAGGGCCCAGCUGGAAGCCUAGUGACUUUUGUUUGCUGGUUUGGCUCUUGGUUUGUUGCUUGUACUUUCUACUUUUUAUUUGAAUGGAGCUCAGCAGGAACAUUUUUCAUAUUUUCGAGCAUUUGCGGUUUAGGUGUUCUGUUCAUUGCCAAACUCGUACCAGAGACCAAGGGAAGAACAUUAGAAGAAAUACAAGCAUCCAUUACUUACUUUCUGCAGUAAGAUAUACCUGGCAUCCUAUAAGAGAUCAGAUAAUAAUAAGGUGCCAGAAAUCCAAGGAAGAACGCUAGAAGAAAUACAAGCUUCAAAUACCUACCUUCUGCAAUAAGGUAGACUGUACGUGUUAUAAGGCAUCUUUAUAUGCACUUUGUCACCUGCUUGUAUCUCAGCACAUUACAGAGAAAUUUAAUUUCCUAUAUAUAAUGUACUUGAUUUGACCAAACCCUUUGCAUUGCCACUCAAGUCUAAACUACUUUCUCUUUUUCUUUUGAGUUAUUUGAUUAAAAGAGAAGAAAUAAUCCGAAAAUUGUAAAGAUAGUUUUCUUUUA
This is a messenger RNA of Vitis riparia (riverbank grape), 2007 nucleotides long. Its product is annotated as sugar transporter ERD6-like 5. The transcript is spliced from 18 exons. The coding region runs from base 197 to 1681 and encodes 494 amino acids. The record is from RefSeq and is a predicted model, not a curated record. Gene Ontology annotation, biological process: carbohydrate transport; transmembrane transport. Gene Ontology annotation, cellular component: membrane. Lineage: Eukaryota; Viridiplantae; Streptophyta; Magnoliopsida; Vitales; Vitaceae. Gene Ontology annotation, molecular function: sugar transmembrane transporter activity.